AUGCCUGUCAAGUGGACUGCAGAGAAUGACCAUUUGCUUUUACUCACUCUGUUAGAGACCCAUAAUGUCAGAGUUGACGGGGAGAAAAUCAGAGCGGCAUGGCCAUUAAAUGGAAGUGAAAUACCCACUGCUCGUGCCAUAAGGGAACGCAUCACAAAGAUCCGAAGUCUUGCUGGAAGCAACGUGAACAGCCCAGUAAAAGCUCCGGUCUCUCACGUUAAUAACGGAGUCAAAAAAGAGUCAUCACCCAAAAAGAGAGGUCGUCCACGCAAAGUAAAACCUGUUGUCGAUGAAGACGACGAAGAGUCGUUGAACAGCUGCAGCCCAGAUCAGUCUUUUGCGAGUACAAUCCGAGACGCCACGGAUGUCACACCGUCCCCUACACCUCGUAAGAGGCGAGCUGUUAGAGUCAAGACGGAGAAGGUUCUGAGACUUGAUUCUGAGGCAUCUGAUGUUGUUGACUUGGAGAGCUCUGGUGACGAUUUUAUUCCUACGAAGUUUGAGGAGGAUGAGGAUGACGAAUACCUUGGUGAUUAA
Orbilia oligospora ATCC 24927 is the source of this 537-nucleotide messenger RNA. RefSeq lists its product as uncharacterized. NCBI's taxonomy places the organism in Eukaryota, Fungi, Ascomycota, Orbiliomycetes, Orbiliales, Orbiliaceae. The transcript has 3 exons. The coding region runs from base 1 to 537 and encodes 178 amino acids. The record is from RefSeq and is a predicted model, not a curated record.